AGUUCCUCAAACAAGUUUUACUUUUGCAAAACGAGCCCUCUAACUUCCUAUAUGUUGUGAGCUGCGUUCUGAGCAACAUGACCGGCAGCCACGUUUGUUGUAAUUUUUUAAAUAUGUGGAAAAAAAGCAAGAUAUCGACCAUGUAUUACCUUAACCAAGAUGCCAAAUUAUCUAACUUGUUUCUCCAGGCAAGCAGUCCAACAACAGGGACAGCUCCCAGGAGCCAGUCAAGAUUAUCUGUCUGUCCAUCCACUCAGGACAUCUGCAGAUCUGCCAUCUUGCAUGACAUGUCAGAAGAUGCAUUUGAGCAAUGCACCCCUGUCAUGGUGCUGAGCCCUGCUAGGAAGGAGUCUGGUAAGAAAGCAGUAAAGCAGAGGCCUAGGAGAAGGAGGAGGGCCUCUGAGAGAUAUGAGCCUGCCGAAGAACAGAUAAAAGGGAAAAGAAAUGAUUUUCAAAUCACAAGCCCCAGGUGGAGCGAGCUUUAUGCAGAUUCUUCAGAUUCAUCUUCCGCAGACGAGACUCACUGGAUUCAGGCAAAAAGAAGAGCCCAGGUUAAAUUCCGACUGUCACGAAGAAGGAGAAAUGGCACUAAGCCUUGUGGAAACGUGGAUGGACCUUCUGCUCCUCCUGGAACGGAUCUGGUAGAUGUGGAAUCCAAAGGUAAAAGACAACAAGAGCUGAUGGAAUGUGAGAGUUGCUCUUUAAAUCUCUGCAGAGGAAAAGGCACCAGGUACCAAGAAUGUAGUCUUUCCCUGCCCCGAGGAUCCUUUGAGAUUAAGAGAUCCUCAAGGAAGCAUGAGGAGAGAAAAGGCAGAUAUGACCACAGAGAUCUGCAGCUCUUGCAUCGUCUCGGGCAAUAUGAAACAAUCCAGAAAAGACAUUCAGAAGCAGAUUCCAGCCCUGAUAUACGGACAGUAGCAGAAGGUGGCAAGUAUGUGGACACUGCCGGGCUCCAGGGGAGUAACUCCAUGCAGAAGCCUCCUGCCACCUACCAUGACGGGUCCGAUAAUUUAAAAAUAUGCAGGAUCUGUCACUGUGAAGGGGAUGAAGAGAGCCCUCUCAUCACACCCUGUCGCUGCACAGGCACCCUGCGCUUUGUCCACCAGUCCUGUCUCCACCAGUGGAUCAAGAGCUCAGAUACGCGCUGCUGUGAGCUCUGCAAGUAUGACUUCAUAAUGGAGACUAAACUCAAACCCCUCCGGAAGUGGGAGAAACUACAGAUGACCACGAGCGAGAGGAGGAAAAUAUUCUGCUCUGUCACGUUCCAUGUCAUUGCGAUCACCUGUGUGGUUUGGUCUUUGUAUGUAUUAAUAGAUCGGACAGCGGAGGAAAUCAAGCAAGGCAACGAUAAUGGUGUCCUUGAAUGGCCAUUUUGGACAAAACUGGUUGUGGUGGCCAUUGGCUUCACGGGAGGUCUCGUCUUCAUGUAUGUACAGUGUAAAGUCUACGUCCAGUUAUGGCGCAGGCUGAAGGCCUACAACCGCGUGAUCUUUGUGCAGAAUUGCCCAGACACUGCCAAAAAGCAGGAGAAGAACUUCUCAUGCAACAUCAACACGGACAUCAAGGAUGCCGUGGCUGUGCCUGUAUCACAAACGGGUACAAAUUCACUGCCAUCUGCAGAGGGCGGUCCCCCUGAGGUUAUACCAGUGUGACGGAACCAGUUGGGAGUUUCUUCACUGAAGAAUAUCUUUCUAGCCCUUAGCCACUACAAAUGACAGAAGUGAUCCUGAAGUAUUCACUCCCUUUAUCUUCUCUUUCUCCUGACUCAUUUUUCCUUACUUUGCUCAAAUAGGAAAGGACCAAAAAAAAACACCAAAUGACCAGGAUCCCAUGAAGCAGUCCAAAGUGUGAUAGAGAAAUGUGAAAAGUUUGCUAGAGCAUGAUUUCUAAGACAAUUAAGAACCAAUGGAGCAAGGAACACUCUUAGGCAGUGACGAAAGCCUGAAUGGACACACACGUCUUCACAGGAGCAGGAGCAAGUUUAAGAAUACAGACUUGAAUUGCAACGUGUAUUUCUUCUAAGGCCUCGUAAUGUUAACUAUCUCAUCUGGAAAUAAGAAACAUACUUGGUUUUAAGCUUGAAAUUGUCUGCAUUGUCCUUAGUCAUAUCAGAAGCAAACUUGGGAGGAUGCAUAUUUUGAUAUUCAUACUUUGACAGCUAACAGAUUUUUAUGGCUAUAGUGGAGUCCAGUUGUUUUAACAGAUGCAUGUUUUUAAAAUAGAUGCAAUACACAUUUGAAGAUAUUAAUACUUGGAAUUAUGUUCAAAUCAUGAACAGAAGAUUUUCAGAGUUUUUUGGGUGUAAUUAGUGCUGUUAAAUACCCACAGAAGCUGAAAUCAACUAUCAGGUCCUAUUUUUUAUCUGGUCCCCGUAAAACAGUGUUGUCCAACAGAAAUAUGUGAACCACAAAUGCAGGCCACAUGCAUACAUUUAAAAAAUUUUCCAGUAGCCCCAUUAGAAAAAGUAAAAAUAAAUAAGUGAAAUUAAUUUUUAUAUUUCAUUUAACACUAUAUAUCAAAUUAUUUCAAUGUCAUGAAUAUUAAAAAUUAAGAUAUUUUACAUCCUUUUUUAUGAACCAAGAUUUGAAAUCCAGUAUACCUAAAUUUGAAUUAAUCAUAUUGUUUAGCACAGCCCUAAAAUUAAGAGGCAGAGCCUCUGCUCCAUUUAACAGACGAACAUUUCAAAACAGCAGCUCAGUUCAUUCUUUUAUUCAAAGUCUCACAAAUGUUAUAGUUUUAUAAAGCACUAAACUAAACAAAUUAAAUAACCCGGUUGGUUAAAGAGUUAGGUGAACUUACCAUUUCUCUAAAGGGUGAAAAAAUGAAAGUAUAGAAAGAUAAAAUGGUCUACCUGUAGCAAAGUUUGAAAUUGUUUGCUACUAUAAAGCACAUGUGAUAGGGAAACAAAAAUUAAAUAUUUUUGUUAAGUCAAAUGUGUAAGGUUUUUUUUUCUUUAAUCCACAUGUGGUAUCAACUUGACAGAUAAGGAGUUAUGACUAAGCAUUUAGACUAUUUUAAAAAGCUGACAGUAUUUCCCUUGCUCAGCUGGGAAGUAAAGACAUUCAACAGAUUUUGUGAUAAGUAAUAAAUUGAGUUGUUUAGGUUUGGCAGUUCAAUUGAUUAUUGUGUUCUUUGCAUAUUCAUGUAAAACUGAAGCGUGAAUGAUAUUGCAGUGAGCUAGAUUAAUGAUUAUAGAGGAUUAUAGAGUUAGUGACCCAUCAGAGAAAGAUGUCUCACAUUUAAAAAGGUGAUUUAGUUUUGUUAGCUGUCAUAUUUAUUAUUGUGAAAAGGCAACCAUGAUGGCCGUAAGAACCAAAGCAUGGGUAUUGCAUUGCACAAACCUGGGUAUCACAUUGAUGCACUUUGUAAUUAUCAGUGUGCUUGUUCUUCACGGAUUAACAUAGAAAAAAGGAAAAGGAAAUAACCUUUUAAUGAGGAGAAAGAUAUGAAUAUUAGUAGUGGCUGACACUGAGUCCAAAUAGUCCCAAUUCCUAGAAAUAAAGAAACGGUAAACAAUGUCAACUUUGUGUGUGUGUGUGUGUGUGUGUGUGUAAUGUGUGUGUGUGUGAGUUCAUGUAUGUACAUGAGAAAAACAUUAAGGUUUUUGGCCAGUCGGGAAACAAAAGGUUUAAAACUCAUCUUUCUUAACACUUGUUGUGGAGGGUAUGGACUAAAGGCACAGGGAAAACAAAGUUGAAGUAACUAAAGUGUACCAUAAUUUCUGCACAAAGGACAUACUUCUAAUAAAAAAAAUCUAUGAACCUUAAACAAACUAAACUUUGUAUUAACUUUCUCUUAAAUUUCCAUUUUAAAGGUUUAAGAUAUAUACUCAUCAAUAGCUAAGCUUUGGGUGAUUUAAUCAUGGCACCUCACCCAAUAGAUUAACCUUGAUUCCAUUUUUGUUAAUUUUCCUAAGCUUUACUUUUCCCAGAGCUUAGCAAGGAAACGUUGUUUACAAAUAUUCGGGGGUGGGGGUGGGGGGGUAAUCUGUCACCAGCAAGCAAUGAAAUCUUGAUUUCUCUUUUGUUUGCUCUGGAAGGAAAAGGAUUAUUUACCUUAAUUACCACCAAAAAUACUGUUUAAAUUCUGUACAGACCUAAAGCAAGAUAGGUAAGUGCAUAGCUCAUUUCUCAGUGGGAGAUGAUUGGCUAAAGUAGGCCUUGUUAAUUAAGGGCUACAUUUAACACUAAGAAAACAUUUCUAGAAUGAAAAGUGAAGAUAAAUGAAGCAUUACUGUCUUAACCCUAAAAUAUGACAUGGUGUUUUAAUACCAUACCUAAAUUCUCAAAAUUAACUUGUACAGGCUUUGACUUUCUUGUAAUGAGAAAAUAAUACAGCUCCCUACCAGGUUAAAAGUCAGCUUUUUAUUCUGCUAUUCUUCUGACCUUUAUAAACCCUGAACUCCUGAAUUUAAAUCCUUUAAAAAAAAUUUUCCUGCAAUGGCUGUUUAUGGUUCAAACCACUAGAAAUAAUGAUGUGCAUUUAAAACCUAACACUGAUUUUCUUUCCUAUUCUGUGUGGCAACUGCCCUUUCAAUGAAAGUUUUUGGCUUUGUGACAAUACUUUUGUGGACUGGACAUACCCUUCAAAACUACUCUCCAGAAGGACCAUUUUUUUUUGAAGCAUGUUUACCUGCUCACGUAAGAAGUAAAAUGGAAGUGAAUCAAAGGACUGAAAUCGAAGAAGAAACAAGCAAUUCUGUUAAAAACCCUGGCUUUUUAUAAUCAUGCAUCUGGUAGUUAUCAAUACCAUAAACCACAGACAUUUAUGCUGUUAAUUUUUGAAAGAACUCUCACUUUUAUUGUAUCAAAGAUUGAAUCGUAAAGGAAUGAAAUCCCAGUAUUUUUUUAAAAGUGAAGUCCAAAAGGCAAUUAAGCUUAAGAACAAACACAAGCAAAACAAUAAUGAAAGAAAAAAAUACCAAAACAAAAAUGAUCCAAUCAACCUGGGAUACAGUAAUGGAGAAACUGAAGAUAGGUUUAUAUUGAAGGAGUCUCCUAAAAUGCCCUAGGAUUAAAUCUCACUCUGAGCUGCUAUUACAUGUGAUUAUUGUCCCAGAUAGCCACAUUUAUCUUGUUUUGCAAAAGGUCCUCAGAUACCCCUAAAACAUCUACUGUUUGGCUGGAAAAUUAGCUCAUUAGGGCAAUGACAUCAUUAAAAUACUCUAAUUGUCAAGGGGGUGAGGUGGGAAAGAUUACUGCAUUCACCUGACAGUUUACCUUUCCUUACCUUGCCAAUGAAUAUUUUGGAACAAAGCAGAGCUCUUUAAACUUAUUAUCAUUAUUGUAGUUGUUAUGUAAUAAUUGUAUAGGACUUAACUUUAAUUAAGAAAGAUGAAAAACCUUUUUUCUUUCCUUAAGUCAGCCCAAAGGUGCUAUUUUACAUAUCAAUACAGCUCAAAGGAAGUACUGUUAUUUUGGGCUGCAGUGUUUCCUCCAAAUCUGAAGAAAGCCCAUUUUGAAAUUGGAGAUCGCAUUAAAACAAACAAGGAAAAAUUAUUUUAACUGUGUGCAAUUUUUGAGAUUGAGCAUUUGUACUUUUUUGGUUUUACCUAAUUCUCUUGCAUUAACAACUUACUGUUUUGUGAAUAAUGUGUACUAAGACAAAUUAAGGAAAAUAAUUAUCUGUGAAAGAAAGACUUUGUAUAUUAAACAAGUGACCUAAA
Messenger RNA from Ailuropoda melanoleuca (giant panda), 5665 nucleotides. It is a transcript of the gene MARCHF1, whose product is annotated as membrane associated ring-CH-type finger 1. Bases 78 to 1652 code for a protein of 524 amino acids. Gene Ontology annotation, molecular function: zinc ion binding. The transcript has 5 exons. NCBI's taxonomy places the organism in Eukaryota, Metazoa, Chordata, Mammalia, Carnivora, Ursidae. The record is from RefSeq and is a predicted model, not a curated record.